Messenger RNA from Cuscuta epithymum, 3639 nucleotides. The record is from the annotation of a GenBank genome assembly. Lineage: Eukaryota; Viridiplantae; Streptophyta; Magnoliopsida; Solanales; Convolvulaceae.
GGUAAUUCUGCUCCUGCUGCGACGAAAACAUGCAUUCCCGGCGAACAUAACUGAAGACGUGACGACGCCGACCAAAGAAAAUUUUGCUAAUGCAGUUUUGCAUGACGAAAAUGAUUCGGCCGGUGUUAGACCAAAUAAAAGUGAUGUGCCCACAUUGACAAGUGAGCAGUGGGCUUCGUUUAUGGCCUAUGUAAAGAGCACUAAAAAUUCAGGUGAAGGAAUUGUAGAUGCGAAAUUUGGUAUCCCGUGGAUGCUUGACACGGGUGGGUGCCUCAUACCAUAUGACUAGCUAGAGCAAAAUUCUUGCUCUCCGAUUUACAGCCUAUCUCAACCUCACCCGUCACUUUACCCAAUGGGGAAGUAACAGAAGCAACACAUUGCGGACGGGUGAAAUUGGGGCCAGGAAUAUAUUUGAACAAUGUUUUAUAUGUUUGUGUAAUCUCAUUUCGGUAGGACGCCUUAUCGAUGAUCUAUCAUGUUUUGUUAUAUUUACUAAUAAGUAUUGUGUGAUACAGGACCUCACAUUGAAGACGCUGAUUGGAGCGGGUGAGCGCCGUGGUGGGGUCUACUAUUUGUGUGGUAUAGGGCGCAUCCAGAGUUCUCAUACCGUAAGUUUGGAGGAUAAUAUUUUAUGGCACCAACACAUGAGUCAUCCCUCAUCAAGAGUGGUUCGUUUGCUUCCAGUUUCUAUCAAGAAUUCUGUUAGUAAUAAUUGUUUUAAUAAAGAUUGUGAUGUUUGCAUGAGGGCUAAACAGACACGUGAAUGCUUUCCCGUUAGUACCAACCGUGCUUUAAAUAUAUUCGAGUUGAUACAUUGUGAUGUUUGGGGGCCAUAUCGGGAACCUAGUACUUGUGGAUCUCGUUAUUUUUUUACACGAUUAUUCGCGGGCGACAUGGGUUCAUCUUAUGACUGAAAAAUCCGAAGUUCCAUUAAUCAUGCGGCGAUUCUUUUCUAUGGUGAAAAAUCAAUUUGAUACUCGACUUAAAAUUGUCCGGGCCGAUAAUGGUACAGAAUUUCAUUCAUCCUUUGCGCUCUUAUUUUCAAGAAGAAAGUAUUUUAUUUCAAACUUCAUGCGUUGGCACACCUCAACAAAAUGGACGUGUUGAAAGAAAACAUCGUCACAUUCUCAAUGUUGCCCGUGCUUUAAGAUUCCAGGCAAAUUUACCUAUUCAGUUUUGGGGAGAUUGUAUUUUAAUUAAUGGCACUCCAUCUUUGAUAAAUGCUGGGAAAACACCAUAUGAAAUGUUGUACUCCCUCCGUAACUUUAAAAUCUUCCCAUUUCAAAAGUAGGUAGAUUAAGAAUAGUGAAAGAUGAUAUGAAUUAUUGAGGGUAUGAUGGGAAAAUAGUGGAGUAAUGUGGUGGAAUGUAGGAUAAAUCCAAAAAAAAGUAGUUGUAAUAGUGUAUUAUUUUAAGAAUUAUUGAGGGUAUGAUGGGAAGAUUUAGAAAUGAGAAGAUUUUUGUGUUACGGACGAAAAAGGAAAGUGAGAAGAUUUUUAAGUUACGGAGGGAGUAUAAAAUUACUCCUUCUUAUGAUGAUAUUUGGGUGUUUGUGCUACGUUGCAUUUAAAGAACGUGGUCGCAAGUGUGUGUUUUUGGGUUAUUCGUAUACACAACGAGGAUGGAUUUACAGUCCAAGAGGCAUUUUGUUUCGAGAGAUGUACAAAUCGUGGAACACGUUUUUCCUUUCUCCACUUUGGAAUCUGAAUGUCCCACGUCUAUAACUCCAUCCCAGCCAAAUUAUUUGCCUCAUAACAAUAUUGAUGAUGAGGUGACCUCAUGGAGUGGAGCCUUUGAACACAUGCAACGUUCUUCUUUGGAUAAUUCUUACACACACUGUGCCCCACAAGCUGACAUACUUGAUGAGCGUCCACUUGAAGCCAUGAUACCUGGUGGAUCUCCUAAUGAUACCGCACUGCCAGAUGACUCCACAAUUGGCGGCCAAUCUCUUUCCCCACGUGGACGCGGUCAUCGAAAGAAGACUCCUUCUGUACGCCUUAACCAUUACUUGACCUCUUAUGCCGCUCAAGUAGACCCCCCCUCGUCACUUCUCCUUCGGUGGCUUCAGCAAUUUCAGUUGAAAAGGAACCUUCUUCUUAUCGGGAAGCUGUUCGUGACCCGCGUUGGCGCGAGGCUAUGCGUCUUGAAAUUGAUGCACUAGAACGAAAUUAAUGGGACAUGGUCUUUAGUUGAAUUACCCACUCAUAAAAAGCCUAUUCAUUGCAAAUGGGUCUACAAAAUUAAAUAUAAUAGUUCUGGCUCUAUUGAACGCUUUAAAGCUCGAUUGGUUAUUUGUGGGAAUAGGCAAAUUGAGGGUAUUGAUUAUCAUGAAACAUUUGCCCCUGUUGCCAAGAUGACUACUGUCCGCACUCUUCUUGCCGUUGCUGCCUCGAAACGGUGGGAACUUCAUCAAAUGGAUGUUGAUAAUGCUUUUCUUCACGGAUCUCUUGAUGAGGAAGUGUAUAUGUACCCACCGCCGGGUUUCACUUGUGCACAACCUCGCCUUGUGUGUCGUCUCCGUCGUUCACUUUAUGGUUUACGCCAAGCUCCAAGGUGUUGGUUUGCGAAACUUAGCGCAUGUCUGCUAAGUUAUGGGUUCAAGCGGUCCUAUGCUGAUUAUUCUUUAUUUACUAUGCACAAAGACAAUGAUUUCUUAUGUGUUCUUGUCUACGUUGAUGAUCUUCUUAUUGCCGGCUCGAAUUCUCACACCAUUGGUCUUUUAAAAGCUUACCUUGCUAACUGUACGUUUUCCUAUUAAAGAUCUUGGCAGGCUCAAAUAUUUUUUGGGGAUUGAGGUGGCUCGUAAUUCUACCGGCAUUUUUUUUAUCUCAACGCAAAUAUACUUUGGAUAUUCUUGAAGAGCUCGGUCUCUCAGGUGCUAAGCCCUCCUCUUUUCCCAUGGAGCAAAAUCAAAAACUAGCCUUGUCCCAGAGUUCGUAUCUUUCUACACCUGACUCCUACCGUCGUUUAGUUGGGAAGCUUAUAUAUUUAACUUUAACUCGCCCUGAGUUAAGUUAUUCUGUUCAUGUUCUUGCUCAGUUCAUGCAAAAUCCUCGCCAAGAUCACUGGGACGCUGCCAUUCGGGUUCUUCGAUAUCUCAAGGGCAGUCCUGGUCAGGGUAUUCUACUUCGGGCUGAUUCUAAUAUUUCUCUACAGGGUUAUUGUGAUUCCGAUUGGGCUGCUUGCCCACUUAGUCGUCGUUCUUUAACGGGUUAUCUUGAUAUGCUUGGUCAUUCACCUAUAUCUUGGAAAACCAAAAAGCAACUCACUGUUUCCCGUUCGUCUGCCGAAACUGAAUAUCGCUCCAUGGCCACUUUAGGAUGUGAACUUCUUGGCUUCGCAACUUACUUUCUUCUCUUGGGUGCUCGUCUUCUUCGCCUAUGACUGUCUACUGUGAUAAUAAAGUGGCACUUCACAUUGAGAUUGAUUGUCACUUCAUCCGGGAUCUAAUACAGAAUGGCUCUUUGGUCUCUCGGCAUAUACCUUCAGCACACCAGUUAGCCGAUAUUUUUACUAACCAUUAGGCGCUCAACAGUUCCGAUAUCUUAUGCACAAGUUGGGCGUUUUGGAUCCCUCCGCUCCAACUUGAGGGGGUGUUAGCAGACUUUCUUCCUAUUACAUAUACGGAGUACAUUGUUUC